UCGGGAACCUUCCUAUCUACACACUCUCUCACACCUUGGGCUUGUGAUAAAAUAGUGACAAGCGGGACCCGCUCGUCCACGUCUGCGCGCCAGCGAUUGUCAAGCCUGGUGAUCAUAUCGAUCAGCAGACGUUAUUUACACUGGCCUGUUCCUCGCCCAGAGAUCGCGAAAUUGUCGGCCCAGCGCCAACACAAGAUACAACGAUUCAGCGUUCGUUCUACCUGACAGUACUGAUCAUUUAUCCACUGCGUCUUCCUCGUUCUAUACCAACGCCUACACAUUUGACCCGCUUUGGGUUUCAACUGCGCAAGAUCUGCUCACAAUGUGCUUUGUCACCGUCAAGGAUCUAGAGGUGGACCCGCCAGCACGCAGAGUCAAGGAGGUUCGCAGAGUAAUCAGAGACUAUCCAUCGCUGCCUCCACCGCCACGUAUUUCAGAGACCAUGUCUCGCACAACGAUCAUCGAACAGCGACGACCACCCUCACCAUCCCGUACAGAAGUACGUGCGCCUUCAGUAAGAGCGCCACCCUCCGUCGCAGCCACACGAGCAUCACAACGCUACGUCCAAGUCGAAGUUGAAGCAGAAUCAGACCGCGUAAGUGUCUCAAGCAGCGAUGAGGUCCUUUCCCAGACCACCCGAAGGAGUGAAGGAGCGAGCUCUCGCGCGACUCAUCAAUCCUUGCAUACGCGAGUCUCCUCGCACCCACGAGCUCCAUCUGUGCCCGCACCGCCGAGUGUACGUCCUCGGAGUGAGUACUCAGUGCAUGAGAGAGAACGUGAAAUCACACGAGAGUAUCCUCCAAGACCCGAGUACGAGACCUAUCGAUACGUAGAUGCACCACAAAGUCGAGUCAGUCGAGAGCAUCGCAGAAGCGUUGCUGGUGACCCCAGAAUGAGCGACGAGAGCUACCGUCAGCUUCAGGUGUCCAUCAAGAACAGUCGAUGAAACUCUUGAACAUUCGACGAUGAUUCACGAUCUGACGGCAGAUGUUGCAUACUGUCGUGGUGGAGACCAUUGGAGAUGAACGAGCUUCGAACACUGUUGUGGAAGUGACCAUGUUCAUGGAAGGAAAUGUAAUUAUUUUAAUUGGAAAAAUCUGAAUGAAUGCCUUCCAAACCGGG
Molecule: messenger RNA, 1122 nt
Organism: Dissoconium aciculare CBS 342.82
Lineage: Eukaryota; Fungi; Ascomycota; Dothideomycetes; Mycosphaerellales; Dissoconiaceae
Exons: 1
Coding region: 323-946 (207 amino acids)
Source: RefSeq, a predicted model, not a curated record